AUGAAAAAGCAUUACAUCAUUCCCAAGAAAGGAGGAAAUGUAGCCACUCAAAGUCCCUAUGUCUUCCUAGGCCUGGUGACAGAUGUGUUGGGGAGGGAGAGCUGGAUAGUUGAUAUGAGGACAGAGUUGCUCCACUAUUCCAUGCAUUUUACUUCAUUAUUUCUGUAUCUGCUGAUCAUGUUGACAAGACAGAUCAAGUGUCAAUGCAGCAAAGAGAGUGUGAAGAUGGUGAAAAGGAUCACAACAGAGCUGAGCAAAGUGAAAAACGAUAGCAUGCUGUACACUCCAACUCUAGCAGAUUAUGAGCAGAACUGCUCCAGGUCCACGCUUACAUGCUUUGCAAUGGAAGUGAAUGUUUUGUUUGUCGAAAUCCAGAGUGUGGCUAAAUUUCAGUCUCGGCACCUACCAAAGAUCCUCAAGUUGCUGACGUAUAAGUUACAGGACAAAAUGAAGCCAUGCCCAGACUGCGAGCUCUAUCGAGAAGAAACAGCAGAGACUUUUUUGGAAACCUUACAAAAUGUUUUACAACGGAUGAAUGCUGAAAAAAGCUGUGCUCCAAAGAAGAAUAAGAGACAUUUAGAAGAAAAAAAAGAAGAAAAACCCCCUUAAAAACAUGAAAGAGCAGCUUUGUGGAUUCCUGAAGCAGUUCUGGAGAAGUUUCUGAGUAGCAAAACACCAUAUACCAAGCUGCACAUCUACAGUACAUAUCCAUCUGUAAAUGAACAUGCAAAGAUAUAUUUUAUUAAAUAACUUUUAUGGAAUAUUUGUUACAAUAGUCUGUUUUGACAACAAACUAAACCCAUGUCCACUGUUUUGCGAAUAAUACAGUUUGUUGGUUUGAGAAUUACUGUAGUAUAUUCAACUAAAAUAAAUUAUUACUGUCACCUUGACUAUAAUAGUGUCAUGUAGAAGAUUUAACUAGUCAAAGGAACCAAAAGCAUUAGCCUGGGCCAUAAAAUGUGAUGAGACAAGUUCGUUGAACAAAUGUUGACCUUUUGUUACAUGCCAUGUUGAGUCAUUAAAUAGCCAACGAUAAGUGUACAUUAUUGGCUAUUUAAUGACUUUUCCAUUAUUGGCAAAUAAAGUUCUUAUGUUACACUCUCUCGCUGUUCUGUAAUUUUGGAAAAGAAAGAGUCUGCUAAAAAAGAAUAAUGUGAUGCACUUUAUGAAAUAUCAUCCAAAACCAGUGCUCUGUUUAAAAUGUUGACAAACCUUAUAGAAUAGCCUUCUUUGAUUUGGUAGGGGUUUACCUUGAUGAUUAUCAGUGUCUUGAAAUGUCUUGACAUGUUUUAUUUAGGCUACCCUGAGAUAUGUGCAAUACAAUGAAUGCCUUACUUACAUGCUUUGUUUGAUGAAACUCGCACAUAAUACCAUAAAGCAACCAAGAGUCUGUAGAACAUUUGCAGCCAGAGCUCCAAACAUCCAAACAAAUACUGUGAUUCACGUCCACCAGCAAAACUUCAUAAAGUUGCUGUAGUCUGAAAUGUUUUAGUUAAAUUUUUUACUGUAAUUUGACCUUUACAGAUGGUCUAUAACUUUGCAGAGAACAUGCAUGUAUGAUCACACUACAUAAUAGCUUUAAAUGUAUAUCAAUAGAUAAGGUUAAGUGUCCUACAUACAUUUAACCAUUGUUCUGCUUAAUGACAUGAAAGGAAUUUGACAGCCUUCAGGUAUUUUAAGGGCAUGUUGCCAUGUUAGACUUUGUCUUAGUCUUUGUCCAAAGAUAGUAGUUUCAUAUCACUUAUCAGUUGAAUUUGAAGCGUUUGUAACAACUGCUGAAACAUUUUGUGGCCUUUAUAAUGGUGUGCA
Messenger RNA from Sinocyclocheilus rhinocerous, 1809 nucleotides. RefSeq lists its product as uncharacterized. Bases 1 to 609 code for a protein of 202 amino acids. Gene Ontology annotation, molecular function: cytokine receptor binding. The record is from RefSeq and is a predicted model, not a curated record. The transcript has 5 exons. Gene Ontology annotation, cellular component: extracellular region. Lineage: Eukaryota; Metazoa; Chordata; Actinopteri; Cypriniformes; Cyprinidae. Gene Ontology annotation, biological process: immune response.